Perca fluviatilis (European perch) is the source of this 1634-nucleotide messenger RNA. RefSeq names its product lysophosphatidic acid receptor 6. Gene Ontology annotation, molecular function: lysophosphatidic acid receptor activity. Gene Ontology annotation, cellular component: membrane. Gene Ontology annotation, biological process: phospholipase C-activating G protein-coupled receptor signaling pathway; positive regulation of Rho protein signal transduction. The transcript is spliced from 2 exons. Bases 164 to 1138 code for a protein of 324 amino acids. NCBI's taxonomy places the organism in Eukaryota, Metazoa, Chordata, Actinopteri, Perciformes, Percidae. The record is from RefSeq and is a predicted model, not a curated record.
GAGAAAGAAAGAGACAUCUUACAUCUUGAGAUUGGUCAACUUCCUGUGCUGCAUCAAAAGUGUGACAGGGGUAUAAGGGUGUCAGCAUGCUGUGGUGACAGGCACACACACACUGCUCUUCCGCUGGAUCUUCACCCUCUUUUUGAUCAUCCAACAGGUCAUUAUGCCCACCAACGCCUCCGUUGUCUGCAACAUCACCACCAACGCCUCCGUUGCCUGCAACAGCAGCAGACAACCUGACGUCUUCCAUGUGUGCAUGUACUCCUUUAUUUUCAUUCUGGGUCUCGUUUUUAAUGUCCUGGCACUGGUCUUUUUCUGCUGUCAAACCAAAUCCAGAUCGCAAACCAUUGUCUACAUGACUAACCUGGCCUUAGCAGAUGUGCUGCUCACCCUCACACUGCCCAUGAGGAUCUAUUACCAUCUAGGCUAUUGUGGCCUUCCUGACCUGCUGUGUGAAGUCCUUGGUUUGGUCCUGAAGGCCAACAUGUAUGGGAGCAUCUUCCUUCUCACGUGCAUGUGCUUUGACCGUUGCAUGGCCGUCUCCUUCCCUAUGUCAUCUCGUGUCCAGGCAGGGAGAAAGAAAGCGCCGCUGGUUUGCCUUGGAAUAUGGAUGCUCACCUUCGGGGCCAGCUUGCCCAUCUACAUUAAGCAAACAAACGUGAUCCAUGAUGAGUAUUGUUUUGACAGAUUUCCGGUCUUAGCCACAAAGCCAGUGGUGGUUGUACCCACUCUGUUUGUGGGGUUUGGGAUCCCGCUAGUAAUCAUGCUGAUCUGUUCCUGGGGUUUGGUCCGUGCUGUCCGACGAAGCUCAGUGGCCCAGACCAACCUGGUGGACAGCAGAAAGAUCCAGAGGAUGAUUGCCGCCAGCCUCUUCAUUUUCCUACUCAGCUUCCUCCCUUACCACGCCACCCUGGGUCUACUCUCUGUGUAUGGAGAAAAUACACCAUCCCCAAUGAAGGCUGCAUACCGCUACAGCCUAAUGUUGGCAUGUCUCAACUCAGUACUAGAUCCUAUUGCGUACUACUUCACCACGGACACCUUCAGGAGGAACAUAGACAUAGGUGCUGUUUGGAGGAUGUUUCCUUUGAAUAGUCAAAGUUCUGAUGUGAACAACAGGAGCAAUAUGCAUAACAGCUAAAAGACUGCUGGAGAACCACCCAACAGACACUGCCAUCCAACAAACUCCAAGGCCGACUGUCAACAGCACAACCACUUUUAACAUUAAGUUGGCAGAUUUCAUGUUUCCAAUGAACAUAUUCCGCCUGCAAUCUUCUGCAGUUUGUAGGGUUCAGUUUGAGGUAUACUGUUUAACCCAGACAGCGAUUAAAUAUGUAACCCUCCCUCAAAAGAACCAUUCCAUACUUCACCACAGUCCAUGGCGGUGCCACCACACAAAAACGUCCGCCCUCUGGAGUGUCCACAAGCCAAAAUAUUGAUUUAGCCGAACAACUAUGUAUUGUUAAAUAUUAAUUUUGAUUGUUUUUGUACAAUUAUACAUGUAUUUUCUAUGGUAGAUGCAUUUUUCAAGUCCAUCUGGAAAAGCGUUAAAGGUAUUGUGGAGGAUUUUCUUUUUCCGGGUGGAUCAUCAAGACUAUUGGUCCUCCUAGUUGUCAAUCAUUCUGGCGCUAUGUUUA